AAAUCAUCCGACAUCCAUUCUUUUCGGCUGCACUUUCGAUGCAUCUCCGAUAUACGAAAGGUGACGGCUAAAUAGAGCCUGAACAAUUAUGACGACUUCGCGAAGCAGCACCCGACACUGUCCGUUGCACGUUGGAGGUUAAAUCCUCGGAUCGGAGCAAGAUAGUUCGGCUGUGGUUCGGCCUCGCGCGAGUGCAUUGGUUUGUCAGCCGGGAUUUGACUGCAUGGGAAUUUCACGCCCGAAUAUUCUCUGAAACAUGGAUUCACCGCCGAACCUGGAGACCGUUUACCAGGCCGUGUUCUCUUUAUAUAACAAUACAAAUCCGGCUGAACCAGGAAAGGCGUCACUAUGGCUAGGAGAAUUGCAGAGAUCGGUAUUUGCAUGGAAGAUAGCUGAUGAGAUGUUACAUCAAAAACGAAAUAUAGAGUCUUGUUAUUUUGCUGCACAAACAAUGCGUACUAAGAUCCAACUUUCUUUCCACGAAUUACCCCAGGAGGCACAUACUUCGUUGAGAGAUUCGUUGAUGGAACAUAUAUCACAAAUUAAUGAACAUACUAAUUCUGCCAUUGUUACUCAGUUAUGCUUAGCAUUAGCGGAUUUGGCUCUACAAAUGUCUUCCUGGCAGAAACCAGUGGUAGAUUUAAUCAACAGGUUUGGAGGAAAUACUGCAAAUCUUUGGCCAUUACUUGAAAUAAUGACGGUGCUCCCAGAAGAAGUAAAUUCAAGAUCUCUCAGGCUAGGAGCUAAUCAUAGGCAGCAUAUAUUGCUUGAACUGAAUGCAAAUGCAGAUACUGUGACAGAGUUUCUGAAAAUGUGCCUAAAAAACAGCGGUGAUAAUUUACAAAUUCAAGUCACUAUUUUGCGAUGUUUUACCAGCUGGAUAACUGUUCAUGCGAUACCACUUAAAGCUGUACCCUCGAGUGAGGUAGUCGUUUAUGCUUUACAAGUCCUCAGCAAUCAUAUGGCUGUUUCACAGCUUCAUGAAACGGCUACCGAUUGUAUCUGCAUAAUUUUACAGGCGUUAGCAGAAGAUAGCAGUACCAAUCGUGGUAGUGACAACGAAACAAAUGUACAAUUGCAGCAAUUGCAAUUAUGUCUUUUUACAAGUGUAAUAAAUUUAGAACAACCAUAUCAUUUAUCUGUUGCGCACGAGGACAUGGAAAAGUCUAUAAAUUAUUGUCGAAUAUUCACGGAACUAGCCGAGACAUUUUUGGAGACUAUGGUGACAGGUAGCGAAGAUGGAAAACAGCAUUAUGCCAUAAAAAUUUUAGAUCUUGUCCUCACAUGUGUGGGUCAUCAUGAUUAUGAGGUUGCACAGAUAACUUUUAACCUAUGGUAUCGGCUAUCAGAAAUUCUUUAUCAAAAAAAUAGCGAUGAUCUUAAUGCUGUAUUUCGACCUCAUAUCGAGAGACUGAUCGGUGCCCUCUGCAGACAUUGCCAAAUGGAACCUGACCAUUUGGGUCUCGUGGAAGAAGGAGGAGGAGGCGAGGAAUUUGCUGACUUUCGAAAUCGCGUAUCGGAUUUGAUAAAAGAUGUAGUAUUCGUAGUUGGAAGUAGCCACUGUUUCCGACAAAUGUUUUCAUCGCUGACUGGAGGCCCUGGACCACAGGGUCAACCUAUACAUACGCCUACUUGGGACUCAACUGAAGCGGCUCUUUUCAUAAUGCAGGCGGUGGCAAAAAAUAUUCUACCAGAAGAAAAUGAUGUAGUUCCGAAAGUGGUAGAAGCUAUUCUUAAUUUACCGGAAAAUACUCAUAUAGCCGUACGCUAUACUAGUAUUCUUCUGUUAGGCGAAUUAUGUGAAUGGAUAGAUAGACAUCCACAAUCACUAGAACCAGUUUUAAAUUUCCUCUUAGCAUGUUUAAAUCAAAAGGGUUUAGGAAGUGCUGCUUCGGGUGCAUUAUUAAGCAUAUGUACUGCUUGUCCGUUACAUAUGGCGUCACACUUUUCUGGACUUUUACAAAUAGCACGUUCUCUCGACAACUUUGCUAUUAGCAACGAUGCAGCCAUUGGCCUAUUAAAAGGAGUAUCAAUAAUUUUGGCAAGAUUACCACAUGAGGAAAUUACUCCGGCAAUGAGAGAAUUGUGCUGCUUUCAAGCAAGUUCUCUGUGGACGCUUCUGACGGAUAGAGUUCAAAUAGAGAGAGGAACAAAGACUGAUCCUGUGAUAUGGCUGGAUAGAUUAGCCGCUAUAUUUAAACAUACCAAUCCUCAGAUUGAUGACCCUAAUAAGCCUCACCCUUGUCAAAGUGUAAUCACUGAAAUGUGGCCUGUAUUGUCGAAUGUAUGCGAAACAUAUCAACGAGAUGUGAGAGUCAUGGAGAGAUGUUGUCGUUGCAUACGUUUUGCAGUACGUUGUGUAGGCAAAUAUUCUGCUCAUUUACUCGAACCGAUUGUGAAACAGAUUGUACCGUUAUAUACGGUACAUAAACAUAGUUGUUUCUUGUAUCUUGGUUCUAUAUUGGUGGAUGAAUACGCAAACGACUCGGAAUGUGUAUGGAAUCUAUUAAAUAUGUUACAAGCUUUCAUCUGUCCUACUUUUGCUCUUCUCGAACAAGAAGAUGGUUUGAAAAAUCAUCCUGAUACGGUAGAUGAUCUGUUCAGGUUGUGUGCCAGGUUUCUUCAAAGGGCUCCUAUCCCUUUGUUGCAUUCUCCCGUUAUUGGAAGUAUUGUAGAUUGUGCUAUAAUGGCUUGCAGUUUGGAUCACAGAGACGCUAAUAGUUCAGUAAUGAAAUUCUUUUAUGAUCUUUUACAUAGUGGCCGCAGUUACAAGGAUCGAUCAGAUUAUACGAUACGACGACAAUUGGUACAAAAUAUAUUGCGAGAAAAAGGCCAAACGUUAGUCAUAAAAUUAUUAUACGCUUCAGUGUUUGAUUUAUCUUCUUAUAUGCUGUCCGAUGUGGCGGAUGUCAUUAUAGAACUUACCCGAAGUGACACAGACCUCAUGUCAAAAUGGUUGGAAGAAGCUAUCAAGACAAUGCCAUCACAAAAUGCAGGUGGAGCUCCUACAGCAACACCUGAGCAAUUACUCGAAUUUCAUAGUACAGUCACGAGGUCAGAAACACCGAAAACCGUCACAAGUGCUCUACGAAAUUUUGCGCGCUUGUAUCGCUAAUGCAUUUUAAUGUAUAUUUACUUUAUUAAAUUCCUUAAAAAUUAUUCAUAAGAUUUUCCAGCGAAUUUCGAUUAUUUCGAAACAAUAAAAUUUGACAUG
Pogonomyrmex barbatus (red harvester ant) is the source of this 3214-nucleotide messenger RNA. RefSeq names its product transportin 3 (gene Tnpo-SR). NCBI's taxonomy places the organism in Eukaryota, Metazoa, Arthropoda, Insecta, Hymenoptera, Formicidae. The record is from RefSeq and is a predicted model, not a curated record. Gene Ontology annotation, molecular function: small GTPase binding. Gene Ontology annotation, cellular component: cytoplasm. Gene Ontology annotation, biological process: protein import into nucleus.